GCUUUGACUCUUCUGCCUAUACAAACUCCAGCCUCGGGGCGCUGGGGGCGGCACUCUGGGAGACACCUUGGAGAGUGGAGCUCCUGGACCCCAGGCAUGAGGAACACAAGCAAGGAGCUGCAAGGCGCCACCAACCGUUACGCGCCCUGCGAUUGGUAUUACCAUCUUCCAGUGAAGCGGUCUGAGAAGGCUGUGGACGCACCACCGACAUCGCAGAUCCCAGGGCUUAGUGAUCUCGGAGAUAAACAAAAUGGAAAUGCAUUUGGGACUCGUCGAUACUGGAUAAAAGAAACUGACUCGGAGUACGUCAAACUCGCCAAACAAGGUGGCAGGCCUGAUCUGUUGAAGCACUUUGGCCCUGGAACCCGGAAAGGCUCUCCGGUAACAUACACGAUGCCAGAUUGGUACAUACAUCACAGCAAACCCCCAACAGCAGAUCAGAAAGAGGUCCCUGUUAUCUCUAUGCCAGAUUAUAUGGUAUAUGAAGAAUUUAACCCUGAUCAGUCCAAUGGGAACUAUGAAUCCAGGAGAGGGCCCUUUGACUUUGACAUGAAAACAGUUUGGCAGAGAGAGGCUGAGGAACUUGAAAAGGAGAAGAAAAAGGUGAGGCUGCCAGCUAUUACCUCAAAGCAUCCAAGCAAAGUGGGAACUCCUGUCAGCUCCAAAGAGACUUCUGGAAAUAGACUAUCCUUUCCUCCAAUGCCUGGUCAAAAAAACAGUUCACCAACAAACUUUUCCAAACUUAUUAGCAAUGGUUAUAAGGAUGAGUGGUUACAGCAGCGAGCAGAGUCGGAGAAGAGGAGUGUGCACUCCUCAAGAACGUCGGUGUCAUCCAGGUCUGCAGAGGACCCUGAAGAGCCCCAAGAGACUGGGACGCCUCCAGAGCCAGCGCUCCCCGAGGGCUCUCCGAAAGCUGAAGAGUCAACUAUUCCAAGUGCAACAGCAACCCCGUCUGCAUUAACACCUGAGGAGCCCAAAUGAUUCCUAACAGUCUAUGUGUUUAGCACAGUUAUUUUUAUGCACCUAUCUGACAUGACUGUGUUUCAGCUAUAGUUAUAAGGUUAUUGUUAGAUUUUAGUAAUAUAAAUUCUUAUGAAAUAUUUACUUUGCUCUAGAUUUGUCAUCCUUGUAGCCUAAAUUGUGUAUGUGUUGAGUUUUAUAUAUUUCCUUUUUCUGGAGUGUCUCAUGUUGCUUUUGUUGCCUUUGGCCUAAGGAUGUCCCAGGAUCUUAGAACCAAUCACUUCUUCCCUGGUAUGUCAAUGGCUGAUAUCACUUCCCAGUGCUGGACUACUGUUACAUAGUAGUUCUCCUGUAAUCAAUUGUUUAGAGUCUUUAACUAGAAAAACACUUAUAGAAUUUGUUUUCACCCUUCAUUAUUUUAUUCUUGACCUUUUUAGAAGUAAAUUUUUGGUUAUAAAAUACUUAAUUCUGAAAUACUGUGAUACAGCUUAUAAAAAUAAACUUUUAAUUUAGUAUGCCUUAAAGUUGUAAACACUUAAGAACAUUGUAGCCUUUGCUAAUUUGAAAUUUUUCCUGAUACCUUUUGCAUAAAGUGAAAUCCAAAAUAUUAAUAACUUACUAUAUUCUGUCUGAAGCAAAUGUUUAAUUUAAAUAUUGACCAGACAUAAGAAUUUUUAAUAAUUACCUUGUUUUUAAAUUGUUGUUAUUGUUUAUAUACAAGUAAGUAGUAUUAGAAUUUGGUUUAUAUUUGCUAUCUUUAAUUCAUUAAUAAAACAAUCAUUUUCUGCAGGAAGAUUUUCAGCAAACCUAAUAAGGUCAUAGAUAUUUUAACUUCCUUCCUAGAAUAAACUUAUCAUGCAUUUGCUCACCUAACAUUGUAAAUUAGUUCUUUAAAUGAGGUAUUUAAUUGUGCACAUCUAUAUGACUGGAUUAAACAGAUAUUACUAUUGAAGAUUGUACAAUGUGAAAGGUUGUAUAUACUUAACAAAAAAAGUUACUAUUGAAUAAAAAGAAUUAUACCAUUA
This is a messenger RNA of Echinops telfairi (small Madagascar hedgehog), 1985 nucleotides long. It is a transcript of the gene CUNH7orf57, whose product is annotated as chromosome unknown C7orf57 homolog. NCBI's taxonomy places the organism in Eukaryota, Metazoa, Chordata, Mammalia, Afrosoricida, Tenrecidae. The record is from RefSeq and is a predicted model, not a curated record. Bases 97 to 981 code for a protein of 294 amino acids. The transcript has 9 exons.